Molecule: messenger RNA, 3023 nt
Organism: Dermochelys coriacea (leatherback sea turtle)
Lineage: Eukaryota; Metazoa; Chordata; Testudines; Dermochelyidae
Product: oocyte zinc finger protein XlCOF6.1-like
Exons: 3
Coding region: 297-1508 (403 amino acids)
Source: RefSeq, a predicted model, not a curated record
GGAGCCACUAGAUGGCUCUGGCUCUGGGAGGCAAAGCUCGUGUUUUUCUCUCUCUCAAUCUCUUCAGCACUUCCUGGUUGUGCAGCUCAUGUCCUAUUCCCCAGUCCCCAUUGUGCCUCCUUUCUCCCUCCACGCAGCUCUACGCCCUGGGGCCAUGGGGGCCUGGGAACCCUCUCUGAGCAUCCCCUGGUGCCUGGGAGAGUGCAUCAGCCAGCGGGUGCUGGGACUCAGGACUCCUGGGUUCUGUCCCCGGCUCUGGCAGGGGAGUGGGGUCUGGGGGAGGAUUCCUGAUUCCCAUGGAAGCACCCUGCAUCCCAGAUCUCCAAAGCUCUGAGGACAUGGAUGGGCCACAAGGCAUCCAUAGAGGUGCUGAGAUGCUGCACAGGGACGAGGAGGGGAGUCUGUGGCAGGAUGAAGCAUUUUCGGGCGAGGCGUCUGAGGGCCAGCCCAAGGCCGAGGCUCAGCCAGAUGGAACACAGGGUGAAGGGAGCGCGGAGCGGAAGACAUGCCCUGAGUGCGGGAAAAGUUUUGUCUGGAGCUCACACCUGGCGCAGCACCGGCGCACGCACACCGGGGAGCGGCCGUUCCAGUGCGGUGAGUGUGGCAAGAGCUUCAGCCGCAGCUCCAACCUAGUGAAGCACCAGGGCACCCACACCGGCGAACGCCCCUACCGCUGCCCAGACUGCGGCCGCGGUUUCACUGACUCUUCCAACCUGGCCGCUCACCUGCGCGGCCAUGCCGGCCACAAGCCCCACCGCUGCCCCCAGUGCGGGAAAGGCUUUGCCCGGCGCUCCCACAUCGCCACGCACAGGCGCAUCCACACCGGUGAGCGCCCCUUCCCCUGCCCCGACUGUGGCAAGGCCUUCACCCAGCGCUCUGACCUGGUGGCCCACCGCCGCACCCACACUGGGGAGCGCCCCUACCAGUGCACUGUGUGCGGCAAGUGCUUUGGCAUGAGUUCCACCCUGACGGUGCACUGGCGCACCCACACUGGUGAGAAGCCCUACCGCUGCCACCAAUGCGGCAAAGGGUUCACCCAGAACUCGGGCUUCCUCAUCCACCAGCGGCUCCACGCUGGAGACAAGCCCUACAAGUGUGGACAGUGCGGCAAGGCCUUCAGCGUCAGCUCUGAUCUCCUGGCCCACCGGAGGGGCCAUGACACUGGGGCUGCAGCCCACAAGUGCCCUGACUGUGGGGCUGGCUUCAGUGCCAGCUCCGAACUCCUGAACCACCAGAGCAGUGCCCAUGGGGAGAAGAUGCCACACCGGUGCGCAGCUUGCGGGAAAGCCUUCCAGCUCCGUGCUGCCCUCGGCAGGCACCAGAGGACUCACAGCCAGCAGAGAUUGCACAGCUGCUGCCAGUGUGGGAAAAGCUUCCUGCACAGUUCGGCCCUCAGCGCCCAUCUGAGGACCCACACAGGGGAGAAGCCUUUCAAAUGCACCCAGUGCGGGAAGGACUUCCGCCAGAGUUCAGCCCUGAUCAGACACCAGAGGACUCACACGGGCUAGGGACUGGCCACGGCUUACGCUUGGGGGUCCGGGGCCGGUUUGGAGAUCAAGCGGAGCAGAGGACAGGGGUCAGAUUGGGGUGGGUGCUGGGAAGCUGGGGAUGGGCUCUGGAGGGAGGGACCUAGCACCUAGAUGGAGAACUUGGGGGUGGGGCUGGGGACUAGGAUGGGAAGGAGCUGGGUGCGGGGGCAGGAGGGUGAAGUGAAGUAAAGCGUGGAGUCUGCUUGGCAUCCCCAGAGAGUAUCACACACAUCAGGGCAAAGCUUGGAAGUGGCACAAAAGUGAGUGGGUGGGGAAUAACAAUGGGGGCAGAGCUGGCUCAUGGAUUGCACCCCCACGCUCAGGAUCUAAUUUUUUGCCAUAUUUGGGGUCAGGAGGGAAUUUCUCCCUGGGUCAGAUUGGCAGAAACCCUGGGUGUUUUUCUCCUUCCUCUGCAGCAUGGGGCAUAAGUCACUUGUAGGUUUGAACUAGAGUAAAUGGUGGAUUCCCUGUAACUUGAAGUCUUUAAAUCGUAAUUUGAGAACUUCAGUAACUCAGCCAGGGGUUACGGGCCUGUUAUGCAAGUGGGUGGGGGCGGUUCUGUGGGGGCGGUUCUGCAAUGUGGAGGAGGUCAGACUAAAUGAUCAUGAUGGUCCCUUGUGGCCUUAAAGUGUAUGAGCAAUCGGGGUCAGCUGAGAUCAUUCGAACAGGGUGCUUUUUAAAACAGCCAAAUGCAAGGUCAUCUUUCUAGGACCAAGGAAUGCAGGCCAGACCUGCAGCAUGGGGAUUGUACCCUGGAAACAAGAGGCCCUGAAAAGGAUGUAGGCAAGUCCACUCUGCAGUGCAUGGUUAAGAGGAUAACUUGCUCCUGGGCUGUGUGAGCAGGGAAAUACAGAGUCAGAGUGGAGAAGGCGUGUUACUGCUGCAUGCAGCAUUGGGGAGACGGUUCCUGGAUCCUGGGUCCUGGGUCCACACUUCAAAAGACAGCUCAUUUUCAGUGACAGGAAAUGCCCUUUGCCAUGCCCUGUGGAACUCAUUGCCACCUGGUGUUUCUGAGUCCAAGAACCAAACAUGUCUCAGGGAAGGGAUUGGGGGACAGAUGGAAAGAGGGCGCUUCACACCAGCAGAGGAGCUGCGCUUCGGCAUCCAGGUGGGAAGCGAGAACGUUCAUAGUUAUCCAUCAUCACUAAUUACUCCUGGCCCCGACCAGGAGCAAACCAGCUCCUCCCACAACUGCCCACUGCAGGCCUCACGCCCCUCCCUCUGAAUGGGCUGCUCCUGGGCACUGGUCCAACUAGAUGGGCCCCUGGGCUGAUCCAGGGUUGAUGUUGCCCCCAUAGAUUGUGAGCUCUUGGGAGCAGGCACUUUCUCAUUGUUCUGUGUUCGUGCGGUGCCCAGCACAAUGGGCACCUGGCCUAUAGGCCCCACAUAACUCAAAUAAACAAUAACAACCCAGCCUGGCGAUGCCGGGGGGACUGCAGUAAAAGACUGCAGCUAUUGGGGAAGGCAGAGUUUGGGAGGAGCUGUCUGUCUGUC